AUGUCAGGCUGGGGCCUAGGCUGGUUCGGUGGCGGCCAGGCGAAGAAGGAGGCGCCCAAGAAGGCUAUCCUGCAACUACGCGGUCAGCUUGAAAUGCUGAACAAGCGCGAGAAACACCUGCAGAACCAGAUGGAAGAACAAGACACACUGGCACGGAAACACGUCUCCUCAAACAAAGCUGCGGCAAAGGCGGCCCUACGGCGAAAGAAGCAGUUCGAGCACUCCCUCGAACAGACCUCUUCACAAAUCAUGACUUUGGAGCGCGAAAUAUAUUCCAUCGAGACAGCAAAUAUCAACAAGGAGACACUGGAUGCAAUGAAGAACGCCGGCACAGCCAUGAAGCAGAUACACGCCGGCCUGACAAUCGACAAGGUGGACGAUGUCAUGGAAGACCUCCGCGAACAACACGCCAUUGGCGAAGAAAUCAGCGAAGCAAUCACAUCUGGCGUAACAAGCGGCGGCAUCGACGAAGAUGAGCUGGAUGAAGAGCUCGCGGAGCUGCAGCAAGAGAAGCUCGAUGAGGACAUGUUGAAGACGGGCAACGUGCCUGUAGGAGACAAGGUUGCAGUGGGAAGACUGCCUGCCGCGCCGGCGACAGAAGUCAGGGGCAAGCAGCGAGUGGAAGAGGACGACGAGGAGGAGGAGCUGAGGAAGCUGCAGGCCGAGAUGGCUAUGUGA
Molecule: messenger RNA, 678 nt
Organism: Ascochyta rabiei
Lineage: Eukaryota; Fungi; Ascomycota; Dothideomycetes; Pleosporales; Didymellaceae
Product: ESCRT-III subunit protein snf7
Exons: 3
Coding region: 1-678 (225 amino acids)
Biological process (GO): late endosome to vacuole transport via multivesicular body sorting pathway; vesicle budding from membrane
Cellular component (GO): ESCRT III complex; multivesicular body; cytoplasmic side of plasma membrane
Source: RefSeq, a predicted model, not a curated record